GUUUCUCUACGGAUGGGGGUUUGGUGUUUUUGUCUCCUGUAGAAUCUAAAUUGGUCUCCAGUAGAAUCUAAAUUCCAGUCGUGGGCUUCUAUUAGGAAUGUCAGGGAGCAUGUCCAGGGCCAUGUAACCUUUUCGUCAACGUCCCCUACUCGGAAUUAAGGUGGCUAGAGAAGCACAGGAGUGGGUUUGUCUGCCUUCUCCACACAUGCACAGAAGGGUGAAGUGUGCGUGCUGAUUUGUGCUGGUGAUGUUGGUGACUGUUUCUGAAAUGCAGAGUACAGAGAUGUGCUGCUGAUUGCAUCUGUGUUGCUGUAAAGAGCCUUUGGUGUUUUUCUUGUUUCCUAUCUGUGCACUGGGAGAUGGUGUUGCAGCCUCCAAGACAGCCAGGAGCUAUCGAGAAUAGGGCUGAGAGAACCCACAUCCCUGCGGGCGGUGUCACUGGGUGGCCUUAGCCUGAAUUGAAAGAGUAGCAAUUUGCCCAUCUCCUGGGUUGAUAAAGUGGGGGUAAACUCCAUGGUUGCAGGAAGGAUGCAUAGAAAGAAGAGAUAUGGUAGAAAUUCAGGCAAGUUAGUUCUUGACCGAUUUUUUCUGCAUUGUGAGAAGUUACUUAUCAAAAGGUUACAAUGAAACUCAUCAUUUUAGAGAAUUAUUCUCAAGCCAGUGAAUGGGCUGCAAAAUACAUUAGAAAUCGGAUCAUCCAGUUCAACCCUGGUCCAAGCAAAUACUUCACUCUUGGGCUUCCUACUGGAAGUACACCGCUAGGGUGCUACAAAAAGUUAAUAGAAUAUUUCAAGAAUGGAGAUCUCUCUUUCAAAUAUGUGAAAACCUUCAAUAUGGAUGAAUAUGUAGGACUUCCAAGGGAUCACCCAGAAAGCUACCAUUCCUUUAUGUGGAACAAUUUUUUCAAGCACAUUGACAUCUCCUCUGAAAACACUCACCUUUUGGAUGGAAAUGCUGCUGACCUGCAAGCAGAGUGUGAGGCUUUUGAAGAAAAAAUCAAGGCAGCUGGAGGAAUUGAACUCUUUGUUGGAGGAAUUGGUCCAGAUGGUCAUAUUGCCUUCAAUGAGCCUGGCUCAAGUCUGGUAUCCAGAACCAGAGUGAAGACCUUGGCUAUGGACACUAUAUUAGCUAAUGCUAGAUUCUUUGAUGGAGACCUAUCCAAGGUGCCCACAAUGGCUCUCACAGUUGGUGUGGGAACAGUCAUGGAUGCCCGAGAGGUUAUGAUUCUAAUCACAGGAGCUCAUAAAGCUUUUGCUUUAUACAAAGCUAUUGAGGAAGGAGUGAACCACAUGUGGACAGUCUCUGCUUUUCAACAACAUCCCCGUACUGUCUUUGUAUGUGAUGAGGAUGCCACCCUGGAACUUAAAGUAAAAACAGUGAAGUAUUUUCAAGGUUUGAUGCUUGUUCAUAACAAGUUAGUGGAUCCCUUAUACAGUAUAAAAGAAAUGGGAGCAGAAAGAAGCCAGUCCAAGAAACCAUACAGCGACUAAUCUCUUAAGUCUCUGGAAGCAGAACCUUGUGUAGGAAAUUUCCACCACCACUUGCUGCAAAUCUGUAAGAACAUGAACAUUUUCUAUUCUAUUGUUGGAAAAAAUAUAUUGAAUCUGCCAUGGACCUAAGCCAAGUGGAGGCAGUACCAAUGGAUGCAGUAAUCUCCGAGACAAAGCUAACUACGGUCACCAGUGUUUUCAUAAUCAAGACCAAAUGAACAAUAGAAAUGAUCAGUUCUUCGUAAUAGUGCAUGGCGUGCACUCUUUAAAAAAAAAUGAGGAAGCUAUUUUUUUAAUUUAUAAGAACUCAAUGUGAAAUGCUGAAUAAUGUGGUGCUUUGCUACUAAUGUGAUUUUUCUAUAUUAAAAGCAUAAAUGUUUUCCAACAUAA
Sphaerodactylus townsendi is the source of this 1880-nucleotide messenger RNA. It is a transcript of the gene GNPDA1, whose product is annotated as glucosamine-6-phosphate deaminase 1. The transcript has 7 exons. Gene Ontology annotation, cellular component: cytoplasm. The record is from RefSeq and is a predicted model, not a curated record. Gene Ontology annotation, molecular function: identical protein binding; glucosamine-6-phosphate deaminase activity. Lineage: Eukaryota; Metazoa; Chordata; Lepidosauria; Squamata; Sphaerodactylidae. Bases 624 to 1490 code for a protein of 288 amino acids. Gene Ontology annotation, biological process: N-acetylglucosamine catabolic process; N-acetylneuraminate catabolic process; D-glucosamine catabolic process.